AUGGCGCACUAUAAUUUCAAGAAAAUUACAGUCGUUCCUUCGGCAAAGGUGAGGACAGAAUGAUAAUCUUUUAAGUUUUUCGAGUUUCCAACUUACUGAUGAAUGUUUCUCUCCUGCUUCAGGACUUUGUCGAUAUCGUCCUGUCGAGGACGCAAAGGAAAACACCGACUGUUAUUCAUCGGUAGGUUGACGUGCAUGGAUAUAUGCGUAAUGGCUUGUUUUAGAGUAAUCAGCUUACAGGCAUUUUAUUCGGUUUUUUAAAGAAAAGUGAUUUUUGCUAUAGUCAGCUGGUUAAUUCCCAAGGAAAAAUCUAAUCUGUUCAGUGAAAGAUCAGUAGAAGCCAGCUGACGAUUCAAUUUAGGUUUGUUUUCAUGUGCUUUCUGAUCAAUAAGCUUACUAUCGAAUGAAGCUCUUGGCUUACUUGGACACCUCACUCUACCCCUUUUGUUGUCCGUAUUAUGAUAUUUUAAUUGUGCCGUAAGCAAGACUUUAUUUACCGUUUUACACAUUCUAGCCAGUAUGUACAGAGAAGGUUGGUUGCAUGGCCAAGCUCAUUGUAUCAUUGUAGCACAUUACAGAUCAUGGUGCAUUAAUUCUGAAUGCUCUCCACAUUUCUCUUUCCCAGACACUACAAAAUAAGCCGGAUUCGUGGUUUUUACAUGCGAAAGAUCAAAUUUACCCAGCAGAAUUACCAUGACAAACUAUCACAAAUUAUCAGUGAUUUUCCAAGGCUAGAGGUAAUAAAGAUUUCGUUCUGUGGUAUCCGUUCAUUUACUCCCCGGGUUUACACCACCUGAAAAGUCCUUGAAUGUCGUUGAAUUUUAAAAUAAAAAUUCAAGGCCUUGACAAUCCUUGGAAAUUGCAGUCAGUGCUGGAAGGUCCUUGAGUUUUGGUGCUAACUUUGUCCAACCUGGAUUCUCAAGUUGGGCACCCAACAUCAAUUUUCGGAAAACAUCUGUUCGGAAAACGAUUUGAGGUCUAGAAUUUUCGGAACAUUCGUUGUAAAAUUUCUUGCUUGCCUGCCUCUCCUAGGAUUUUAAACGGAUUUUUACCCUAAAAAGAUCACCUAUAACUUUCGGGAGCCUUUUUUCUGGCUGAAAUUUUCGAAAAGGUAAGUUUUGAUCCCUAUAAUUUUCGGAUCAAUAGACUUUCAGCUAGUUUAUCCAAACAGAUGAAAACUUUUAGGGGAUAAAAAUAUCCCUAUAUCUACCGUUUCAAUACUAAAACACGUUUAUCAAUGCUAUGUUUAAGUGGUUUUGAACUAUAAUUAUGCUCGUUGUUUGCCCCUGUCAAGUACCUUAAAGGAGCAAACACAGUUUAGACCUUUAGAAGAAGAUUGCUCUUGUUGUAGAAGAUCUAAACAAGAGAUAUACUCAAGGCUCUUUUUGUAUUGAAUGGAGUCCUUGAAAAUGGGAAAUGUGUCCUUGAAAGUCCUUGAAACGUCCUUGAAUUUUUUGUUCAAAAAAGGGUACGAACCCUGUAUUCCUUGCUGUGAAAAGUACGGUUAAUUAGGGAGCCCUUAGUCCUUGAAAAAGUCUUGAAAUUUGCCCAUCAGUUUUCCGCGUAAUAUGGAAAAAGUCUUUAAAAUGGAGACAAAGUUUGAAAAAAUGGUAAAAAGUCUGUAGUCUUUUUUUGCAACAUGAACAAGUGAUUUAUAAAUGAAAUAUUUUCGUUUUGGUCAAAUUUUAUUCAAUCUCGUCCAUAUACUUAUGGCACAUCAUGAAAAAGAGCUUUGUUCCUGCAUUUUAAAGUCCAUUUUGAUCACCUAUUUGAUAACCUUAAGUCUGGAAAAAGAAAUUGUUGUUUUGGAAAAAAGUCUCAAAAAAAUCUUGAGUUAUAGAUCCAAAAAUCUGUGUGAACCCUGGGAGCUGGAUACAAUGUGUCAGCAACAUGUUUGAUAUGUUAAAAUCAAUAUUUGUUCUUCUACGUUCAAAAGUGCUUCUUGCUGGUUAGCCUGUGCCAGUCCCUCGGAUAGUAGGGAUUUCGCAAAAUCAAGGUCAAGUGAAAACUGGGUUUGCAUGAUCUGGGAAACGGAUCAGAUUUAACGUCUCUUCUCAUUUAAGAAUGGGCCUAGUAUGGUUACCCUGUAAGCUAAGCAAGCUCUUGUUUUGUCAGCCCUUGGUAACUUUCAGAAAAAAAAUCAGUUUUUGCAGCUGAAUCCUGCUCAUGUUUUUGUAUAAGGGAUCACAGAAUAGUAAGUUAGCUCUUUCAUCGUCACCUGGAGAAGAUUACACUGUGGCUACAGGGCAGGCCACUGGAAUUCCAGCAUUACAUGUGUGUUUCUUGAGUGUAAAUCUGUCAUAUUGCAUGCAAAUUACACAAGAAAUAUACUUGUGAAAUGUGUGUAAAAAUACAUGCAAGACUAAACAAGAAAAUACAAAUUAAUAUAUUUUAGAAUUUACUUCUCAGAAGACUACAUCCUGAAAUAGAUACACCUGUAAUUUCUUUAAUCAUGAGUUGCUCUCCUACUCUUUUCAGGAUAUCCAUCCGUUCUAUGCUGAUCUAAUGAAUGUAUUGUAUGACAAGGACCACUACAAACUGGCAUUAGGGCAAAUAAACACAGCGAGACAUUUGAUUGACAGGUAAGGGUAAUAUACAUGUAUUGUAACCUAUUAAAAAUAGAGCUUAUAUCACCUCCGAGAUCUCUCAAAAGAUACAAAUGUAUAAUCACUGCACUGCAAUGUAAUAUAAUUGUUUCUUUUUGUGACAGUGUUGCCAAAGACUAUGUGAGGCUUAUGAAGUAUGGUGACUCAUUGUACAGAUGUAAACAGCUGAAGAGGGCAGCUCUUGGAAGGUAAUUAAGCACUCUACUAACACUAACCUCCUUCCCCAGAUAAUUUGGACUUAUGAUAAUUUGUACUUCUGUACAUAAUCUGUUCAUUUCUGUACACUGUAAGUGUCUAUCAAAUAGUUGUUUUAUGAUACAUUGUAUUGCACUAAAACAGUCUUUUUUUAACCUUUAUUGUAGGAUGUGUACAAUCAUGAAGAGACAAAACCAGAGUUUGCAAUACUUGGAACAAGGUAUGAAACUUUUUACGUGUUUUAUAAAGUAACAGUAGUGUAGAGUGAAAAUAAGAUUUUAAGUUGCUGGAUAAAAUUUAUUAUUAUUAUUCAUUCAAAAUAUUUUCCCAAUUCUGAUUGGCUAAAGGCACAUGCAUUUGCGUUGUUUUCAUUGUAAAAACUAAAAUGGCAGACACUUCACUCGUUUUAAGAGUAAGAACUACAGCUGGAACUAGGUGAAGUAAUGGCUAAAGACAUAGCAAAAACAGCAAGAAGACAACUCGGAGGGUGACAUCUGCUAUUUGGAGAAUAUUUGCGGAGCUGGGCAAACCUAAACGUAAACUAUCAAAGAUAAACUUAACAUCAAUGCAGGUAAGCUUGUUUUAGCUAUGUUUUUAAACUAGGAACAAUUAUUUUGAAUGAAUAAUAAAACAAUUAUUGAAUUCGGCUUUCGUAUCAUUAUGAAGAAUUAUGGAGAUCUCAGAGGCCGUAUACACCCUCCUCGAUCUCCAUAAUUCUUCAUAAGAUACUCAGCCUCAUUCAUGAAUUGUUAAAUAGUAGGGAAUCAAACAGCUACAGAUUUCUUUAGUUCUCUUUUUCCUCUACAUUCCCAUGAAAGUAGCCAGGGGUCAUCUUCAUAGUAGCUGGGGAAAAUCCCCGGCCCAGUUUACUUAAUGACAGCCUUGUUAACUGAUCUAGCUGUUUAACUCCUCAAGGAAAAAAACAAGGCUGUUUGUUUCAGUAGCCAGACCAUUCUAAGAUUCAGUGAAGUUUCCCAUGUAGCCUUCCCCUAACCUAACAUUUUGCUGUCAUUGAUAAGUUAUUAGAUUUAGAUCAAUCAUAUUGUGUUUCUCUUGUAUGUAGGGAGUGUUUGGUAGACCAUCUACCAAAUAUUAGAAUAAAUGGAAUUAACUCUUGGAAUCACUUGUUUUGGCAUUACUCAGUAUGUAAUAUCUUGAAAUCUGUUAAAAUAAAAUAUUAACAUGUACACUGUACAUGUAUCUAGCUUUCAAGAAGUCCAAAAAACAUGAUGGAAGGGAUUUGCAGCAAUACUUUAGCACAUUCUUAUUUCUGGAAUAUGAUGAAUCAAACACACGCAGCUGUAGGUUAAUAUACAGAUAUCCAUCUGCAAAUACAUGUACACGGCGCCUAUGCAUUUGUUAUACAUGUGCUAUAGGUGAAUUUUGCCAUAACUUUUUUCACUGAUGUUUGUAGUGCGGCAACAUGUGGCCAGGCUUCCGUCAAUUGAUCCUAACACAAGGACCCUGCUGGUGUGUGGGUUUCCAAAUGUUGGCAAGUCAAGUUUUAUGAAUAAGGUAUGCAUUGCUCUCACAACACACGAAUGGUGUGAGAUGGUCACACUGGAAACUCUGUAAGGUUUAUUACCUUUAUGGUGUGGCUGGCAAGUCCUGACUUUUGGAAAGUUUUGUUAGAUUGUUGGAGGGCUAAAAUGAAAACUUCAUGCUCUGGGCCACUUGUAACAAAUGUUACCUUUGUACUUAAAUGUAUUACAAGUAAAAGCCAGGCAUUGUGAAUUCCAAUCACUUUGUGAUCCUCAGGCAGUUAACAGAGUAAUAUUUAUUAUUGUAAGGUUUAAAACCAUAGCAUUGUAACAAACAUAUUAUUUUUUUCUCUCAAGGUGACAAGAGCAGAUGUUGAAGUCCAACCAUACGCCUUUACAACCAAGUCCCUGUUUGUCGGCCACAUGGAUUACAAGUAUCUCAGAUGGCAGGUCAGACCAGAGUUUUACCUGUACACAUGUAUAUGUUGACUGUGUACAUUUACAUGUGCCACAGCCCAGCUUUUUUACAUGUAGUUUUAUGUUGUGUUUUUCUAUUCAUACUCUGACAAUUCAUGCAGCAUAAUACACCAAAAGAAAAUGACAUUUUCUUUCUGAAGUCAUUAUCAUCAUCUGUCCAAUUCAGUGAAGGAAAGUUUUUAAUUGGUAUUAGCUGCAUUGGCAAGGAACCACACAAAAUUGAUACUGGCUUUAAUUGCAGCUUUUACAUUUGUCAAAAUAAUACUGCUUCAACAUGCAAGCUGAUGUUGUGAUAAUGGUCUGUUGAUAUUGGUACAGUACAAAUUAAUACUAGUAUUGUUCAGAAUUGACAGGAAAUGGUAGUACACAUUUACAUUGGCACUUCAGUACGCAGAUGAUGUUGCUACUGUACCUUUGUGAAACCCACUUUUUUACCAAACAGGGUAAUAGCUGGCUGAUAGUCUAUUGUUGUUGGUACAGUACAAAAUUGAUUUUGUUAGUGUACUAAAUGAUACAAUCACAGUGCAAAAUCAGUAUAAAUUUGGUACCAUGCUAAAUGAGGUAGAGUACAGUAGAAAAAUUGUUACAGAUGGUAUUGGUUCUGCACAGUGUUAUUACUGGUAUUGUGUGGUUCCAGAAAAUAUCCAUGCCCCCCAAAAGAAGACUCUUUGAUUUGCACACCCCCCACCCCCCAGGAUUUUCCAUUCCAGGGGGUCUUUGAUGACCCCCCUCCCCCAAGGAAUUUCCAGAAUUUUUAAACGGGGACUUGGCUUACCACCCUUUGGAAAUUCAAAGUAGCUUUGGUACUUAAAAACAAAGAAAGUGAAUACUAACUAAAUUACGAAAAUACGGUAGAAUUUUAUUACAACAGUGCAGUGUAAACGUUUGUUAAGCGUAUUAUUCAGCCAAACUUUUAGCUUCUUCACCAUCACAUUUGCAAAUUAUGUGUGUGUUGCAAAGUUUAAAUGUCAAUUGUUCUACGUUUUUGUGCUUACUCCAACACAAACAUUAGAUAAUCAGUAAUUUUGUUACAAAUAGUUAUGGUGAGUCCUGGGAUUCAUCUUGUGAAAAAUCAUGAGUCCUGGUCCAGAACCAUUAAGUCCCAAUUCAAAAAGCAACGAGUGCCUGGGUCUUUUUUAACUAUACAGUUAAUCUGAAGAUAGACUGCGAAACUUUGUAUUACAGUUUACUGAUAUAAAAAAUAUACUCCUUCUGUUGUAAAGCACAGCAAAGACUAAAAGAAGUAAGUGUCAUUUAACAACAUCCACAGAAAUCACACAAACAGGAUAUUCUACAGAAACCCCAAAUCAAUCAAUCAAUAUUUGUGUCCUACGGGAUGCAUAUGCCAUAAAUUAUUUUGCAUCUUUGGGGAUUUUUAUGCACCAGGGAUGCAGGAUGCAGAGGUAAAAAAAAAGUACAAAGUGAUAUUUUCUUUGAACUGUGCAUUGUGAGGCUUGAGCAGUGAAAAGUGGCAUUUUGUACUGGACAAAAUUUGUGUUGAUACUGUGCAAUGUGAGGCUGGUACAGUCAGAAUUGACUUGGGGAUGGUACAGAAAUGAUGUUUGUUGUUAUACAAUAUGAGGCGGGUCCAAUCAAAAGUAAAUUAAAAGUAAAAACUAUGGGCAACCUCUGGAUAAUUGUUUAGAAAAAUCCUUUUGCCCCCUCCAACAUCUUUGACCUCAGAGAUUUUGUUCCACUGUAUUUCCACCACAAACAAAGAAUACAACCAGGCAACUAUCUGCUAUGCAGGCUACAUGUAUUACUACUAGUAGAGAACUGAACUGCUCAGGAAGCAACCAACUUUUGUGCUUCAUUAUAUAAUGAAAACUACUGAGAGGAGGUACAGGUUGUGCAUUUCCACGCCUUUAUAGAUAAUUUCAUGAUCAAUAUAUAUAAGCUCAUCUGUGGGUACUGGCUAUGAGUGCAUGUACAGCUGUAUGUGACUCAUUUUAAGAGAAAAGAUUACGGGGAACUGUUAGAGAUUUAUGAGAUACUGCAAAGUGUGAGUAAACAAGUGUUGGAACGUGCGGGUCACAUAAAAAAAGGUCCCUUAGGGUGUAUUGCCAGUGUCACGUAAUACUCACAAGCGUACAUGUACAGUAUCUACAUAUACAUACAUUACUUUUAGGCACAUGGAAGGCCACGCAUUAAUGUAAAAGAUUAACCUCGCUCAACUAAAUGCAUGAUUAAUUUUUAUUGGCAAUGAUUGUACUUCCUUUGUUGUUACUGGAAAUUUAAACUUCCUCUUUGCUUAUGAUUAAGAUACUUGUAGUGCAUAGUAGACAACAUGUACCAACAGCGAGUGAUCAUGCUUUCGUAGCAAACGUGAAAGUGACAAGCCCGUGCCCAGGGUUCUCUCUCGAGUAUGCGAGAGUGAAUGUACAACUCGGGCACCCUUCAGCAACAACAAACUAUGUUGUUUUCAUAUUGGUCAGUGAGCUCGGGUUGGCACAGUAGAGCCGAUCUCUGUCAACACAAAGUUAGCGAGUGAACAUUUGCACAUCAAAACCUAUCACAAAAACUCUUUGGAUACCCUUUGAGUAUCUACAGUCACGUUAAAAAACUGAUUUACAGUGAAGGUACAUUACAACAUUAUUUAUUGCUGCUGUUCAACAUUUGUCUGGCCUUAAUAAAUUUUAACAAUUCUGGCCUCACAUACAUAAGAUGUUCAAAGUGAAAAGUUUAUUUAGGAUGAGUUAGUCAGUGAUCUGAUGUAUCCUAGUUACAUCAAUGAUAAUGAUAAAUAGUGCUAUAUAAAUUAUGUUAGAAAAUGUGCUUGACCGAAUAACAAAAACCACUAAAAAGGGCCCUUGAAAAGUGGCUAAAAAUAUGUGGAGACAUGUUCCCCUACUUAACGUGCAGUAGCAUGAAACCCUGGGGAAAGAGUUCAAGAAAAAGUAACAUUGAAGACCUUGAUAUUUUUAAAACUACAGUAUUCCAAAUAGAGGCUACUGGUAAUUUUAAGAACUUAAAAAGGAUGCAAAAAAUAAGUGCAAUUGAUACUGUAAUAUAUUAUAAUCUGCAGUUAUUCCAAAAUUAUAUAGAAUUGAACAACGGUUAGUUACCAUGUAAAGUAUUUCAAAAAAAAGCAAAACCAAAAAAAUUGAUCACAACUACCCACAUGUCUCUAAAGUGUGCCAUAAGAUUUAUUUUAAAAUUUCUGAGAUGUUUCAAUGUUGUUCCCAUGUCUCUCAAUGGUGAAAAUUACAUUUGGCACUACACUGUACUUUAUUGGGAAAUUAAACUUUUGACUAACAGUCAUUGUGGUUUCAUGUGUGUAAGUUGAUUUUGUAUGCUGGUCAUACAAUAUUACCAGUCUGUACAUGUAUGCAUGUGUUGUAUUUUUAUUAUUCACAGGUUGUUGACACUCCAGGAAUCCUCGACCAUUCAUUAGAAGAAAGAAACACGAUAGAAAUGCAGGUUAGAAAGUUUGUCAAUGUUAUAUAAACUUUUUAUUACAAAUCAUUGUUAUUUUAGUUAAAAAGAACGAUCUAAACAUUUACUUGAAUUUUUUAGGCAAUUACUGCCCUUGCUCACUUGCGAGCGGCAAUUCUCUACGUGAUGGACAUUUCAGAGCAGUGUGGUCACACUCUUGAGGAACAGAUAGAGCUGUUUAAUGGCAUUAGACCUCUGUUUGCAAACAAACCCUUGCUGGUGAUCUUAAACAAAAUUGAUGUUCUUAGACCGGAUGAGCUUUCUGAGGAGAAGAAAGAGUUGAUUAAAGUUUUUGAUCAAGAAGGUAAUAUUCUGCUUGAUCUUCAUAACAUUGCAGUACUGUACCAUGCUGCAGUACAGUCCACCCACUUUACCAGAGUUGACCUAGGAAACCCUUAAUGCUCUAAUCAUCAUCUCAUUAUCAUUAUCAUCAUCAUCAUCGUCAUCAUCAUGAAAAUCAUUAUCUUGGUGAUCAUCAUGAUGAUAGUCAUCAUCAUCAUCAUCAUCAUCAUCAUCAUCCUUUGCCUGCGAGCAAGCUCUCCAUUUGUGGGACAUCAUGAAAAGUAGACACUUGAGCGGAGACAUGAAAGUGGCCGCUGGGGGACAGAAAGAUGAGCUUGCAAUGAUCACUCAUUAAUUUUCAUUUCCACCGCUGACACACCAAAGCAUUAAAACUGUCACGGCAAACAUGCUGCAGAUUAGAAAGUCACAUUAAGACAGCCAAGGGCACAUAGAAUUUAUUUAUUUUUUAAAUCCCUUUCUCAACAGCUUUCCGCUGCAUCAAAGCAAUGUUUUUGACCACGGAUGUGUUUUUUAAUCCUCUGGACAUCGAACUACAAUGGUCCGCACGGAUAAGAACUCAAUACUUUGAUUCUCGUUUCAUUUACAUUUGAAAGGUCAUCCACAGUCAGAAGACUAAGCUCGCCAUCGCAAUCACCAGUUGUUUAAACAUAGUAUAUUUUUGUCUGUUUCGGAACUGGAGAAGAGCAUUUUCCUGGACCUGGUUCUCUUAUGUUUUACCCCUCAGUUGCUUCCUACUCUUUCUAUUGACCUUCUUGACAGUCAGCUGCUAAUUCUUCAUCAGCUACACUGUCAUGUACCAGUUUCUGAAUUUUCUGUGCCCAGUGGAAUUCAUUAGGCAAAAAAAGCAACGUUGGAAGGCAGUACUUGAAUCAGGACUAAACAAGGCACUUGAUACAAACAAAUACAACUGAUGAAGGGUUCUGAUUUUCUGAUAAUCCUCAGCUCGCAACAUUUUAUUGGCAACACUUUCACACGUACAGCUUUGCGACAAUUAUAUCAAAUGAACCCGUCUGCUUUGAGGGCUGAAACAAGUUCUGGGUUCCUGUGUGAUCCCCCUUAGAUCCAAAUUUGACACGCAGAUGAAAGUUCUCUUUUACAGAAGGAGAAAGCGAUUUUCUGCCUUUGCCAGUCUUCUUUUUCGAAGUGAGUUCAGCGAUCGACGACAUAACACUGGUUUUGGUGAUAAUACAUUUCCCGUGAGCUAGGCCUGUUAUCAAUCAACUUUAAUAUCUGGAAUGUCAUUUUUCCCUUCAUCUGGACAAAGUACAUGUACAAAUGAAAAUUUAUGAGAGAUUGUUGCAAGUUCUCCUUUCCUUGGCCUCUCGCUGCUUUGCCGCUCAUGCAUUCUUGUGUGGCUCACUUGGCUCACCCAAAUAGGAGAGCUUGCUCACAGGCUACAUCAUCCUCAUCAUUAUCCUAAACCGUUAACUUAGAAAUUACUAUAAGUUUACUUGGCUUUUGUAAACAUAGUAAGUCUCUCCCCCAUAAUUAGAACUUGCUAUAUUAAGGCAGUAUAUGUUUGUACAUUAUUGGAAUUUUUUCUGUGUAUGAACAAAGAAAGAACAUAGAGAUAAACUCCUGGCUGUUUCUGUAGGUGUUACCCUUCUUCCAAUGAGUACAGUUAGUGAAGAAGGCGUGAUGACUGUCAGAAAUGAGGCUUGUGAUCAGCUGCUAGCUCAGAGAGUUGAAAUAAAGAUGAAGAGCAAAAAAACAUCAGAUGUCAUGAACAGACUUCAUGUUGCCAUGCCAACACAGAGAGAUCAGAAAGAGAGACCACCCUGCAUUCCUCAGGUAAUGCCGCACUAUCCCGAACAUCUUAUAAAGGAACUGUAGUCAAUCUCUAAAGCCUGCGGUGAUCAGUAUCGACUUUCUUUCCAAGGAAUCAAUGUGUAAUUUAAUAAAGAAAUAGUGAGAGUUACGGCAUUGAUCACAUAAGAAAAUUGUCUUGGUAGGUUAACACUGGUUGUACAAGAGAUAGAUGAAUUCUCGUGGAAGUUUGUGCUGCUUAGUAUAGACUCUGUUACUGCGCUUUUCACAAAUAUGCGAGCUUUUUAGUUCAAAAGCCGCCUUCACAAUUGGGUUUUUUGCUGCCCUCAAUCAUAAUUACACUUUUAUCAUCACAAGCAAUAAACCUUGAAAACAAAAACACACAACAUAGAUCGAAAUCCGCUAAUCACAGAUCACAAACCAUGACCUUUUGAACCCAUUUAAGUAAAGUUCUGUUUCCUGAGAGGUCCGCUAAGAUGAUUGACGGCAGCGAAAAACACAAACGUUAGUUGGCUUUUGAACUUCGGAGUUCACGUGUUUUUGAAAAACGCAGUAAUGUAGAAAAAAAUACCACACUAGAUGACUGUUUGUUUUAUUGGCAUAAACAGCACCAACCAUGCACAAACAUUGAGUUCUGUGUAAACAGAGUGUGAACACAUCACAUUUUUCUUUGCGCUAUUCCUUUUUGAGAGCUUAAAGACAAACAAAGAGUACCAAAUAAAAAAGCGUAUAAAGAAAGCCCAGGGUUAAGUGGAUUUUUCUAUCAGGCUAUUGAAUUCUGUUCGUAACUUGCCUGACGGGCAAGUGAAGUUUUUUCGGGGACUACAAAUUACAGAAGAAGUUAUUAAGUUAUUAUGCUACACCUGUAGCUAUACUUUUCCGGAAUGAUAGGCUGUAAAACUGACUUUCUUUGCACCCUGCUUUGUAGUGCCUUGUGAUGCUUUAAUUAUUACUGACAAAUGUGCAUGAAAUAAAUCAUAUAUGAGAACUGUGGAAAUGACAUUAAAAAAAUGAAAAAUGAUCGUUGCAGUGGUGAUUUAUGAUUUUCAUACAUUGUAGCUUAGUUGGUUAGAGUGUCGCACUGAUAUUGCGAGGUCAUGGGUUCAAAUUUCAUGGAAGUCCUAAAUGUUUUUCAGGCUUCUUACGCAAUUGCAUAAAUUGCGUUCACAACUGCGAGAAUCAUUCUUCAUUUGUUUUAAAUAUUACUGUUAAUAACCAUUCUGUCAAGGUGACUGUAAUACAUGUAUUUAUUACAUCUACACUGUGUCACAUUGCAAGAAAUUAUGUCCACAGAGUGAGUUUAGAUUGUCUUAUAAUAUUGAUUCAAACUUUAUUUUUGCUACUUCAUAUACAGGCUGUACUGGACAAAAGGCAGGCUAUGGUUGUUGAAGGAGCCCAGCCCAAGCGCAAACUGGCCAGAGAUCUGGAGAUUGAGAUGGGAGAAGAUUACUACAUGGAUAUGCGGGAGCAUUGGGAUCUGGCAAAAGGUGACGAGAAACAUGAUAUUUUACCAGAGAUUUACCUUGGAAAGAAUGUGGCUGACUUCAUUGAUCCAGAUAUUAUGAAGGUGAGGUUUCAACUUGGAGUUGUGGUGUUAAAGUUUCAAUUUCUUUACGUGAAAAGUAACAGGUCAAACCAAGAGAGGAGCCCUAAACACAAAGGGGACUUUGUGUCCUUUUUUAAUCCACCUAAUCUGAGAUUUGUAUAUUUCACUACAAUAACUGAAUUGGUUAUUUAAUAAUUGAUUAGAUGUGUUUAUAAAAAAUCAGUCAAUCAAUCAAUCAAUCAAUAGACUUGGCAAUACAAGUGAAGGCCAUUUCCAAGUUCCAAAAAGUCUCACUUUCAAAAUGAGGCUAAAAUUAAUGCAAAACCUUUCCUGUGAAAACGAGUUUUAUUUGCAUGAUCACAAAGCUCGUUUUCAUAUCAAUGCCUUUGCACUUACAGGGCUGCAAAUAACAGUCAGUUAUCCAACAUUGGCUGACCAAAAUUUGCUAGUUUAGUGUCCAGUUCUCCAUGCACCUUACCGAUAGGUGGAUCUGGGACCUUUUUGUUAUCACAAAAAUAAUUAUUUGAAUUUCUAUCAUUACAGAAAUUAGAAGAGUUGGAGAAAGAAGAGGAACUGCGCGAGGCUGCAGGGCUUUAUGACUCAGAACCAGUAAGAGAGUGUCGUAGUAAUUUUUGGAUCAUUAUCAUCAUUUUGCCCCCCUGCCCCUCCCUUAAGCCAACAUUUUGGCCAAAGUGAGAAGUAGUAAGUGUUAAUGUUGGCCUGUAGUAAAUCUUGCCAAGAUUCCCGUGGUAAUUCUUCCCAAUAUUCGUGCCAAGAUUCCUGUGGUAAUUCUUGCCAAGAUACCCAUAGUAACUCUUACCAAAAUUCUUGCCAACAUACCCAUAGUAAUUCUUACCAAGAUUCUUGCCAACAUACCUAUAGUAAAUCUUACCAAGAUUCUUGCCGAGAUACCCAUAGAAAUUCUUGCCAAGAUGCCUGUGGCAAUUAUUGCUGAGAUUCUCGCCAAGAUACCCACGGUAAUUCUGACCAAGAUUAUUGCCAAGAUUCCUGUAGUAAUUCUUACCAAGAUUCUUUUCACGAUUUUCGCCGUAAUUCUUACCAAGAUUCCCGUACUAAAUACCUAUAGUAAUUCUUACCAAGAUUCCCAUAGAGAAUCUUACCAAUAUUCUUACGUUUGUCACAAGGCUCCAGUAGAAAUUCGUACUAUUUUUCUUUUUAAUAUUGUUGUAGUAAUUGUUAGCAAGGUUCUUACCAAGAUUCCGUUUGUUUUUGGUGGCCUGAGCAUGUGCGGUUUUGAAGUUAUAGAGGCUGGUCUCUAGAGUUCCCCCCUCCCCCCAGGCGCAGGAAGAUUCUUGCCAACAUACCCACAGUAAUUCUUACCAAGAUUCUUGCCAAGAUUCCCGUGGUACUUGUCAAGAUUCCUGUGGUAAUUCUUGCCAAGAUUCUUGCUAAGAUUCCCGUGGUAAUUCUUGCCAAGAUUCCCGUGGUGAUUCUUACGAAGAUUCUUGCCAAGAUAGCCAUAGUAAUUCUUACCAAGAUUCUUGCCAAGAUUCCCUUGAUAAUACUUGCCAAGAUUCUUGCCAGGAUCCCCAUAGUAAUUCUUACCAAAAUUCUUCCCAAGAUACCUAUAGUAAAUCUUACAAGAUUCUUACCAAGAUACCCAUAGUAAUUCUUACCAAGAUUCUUACCAAGAUACUUAUAGUAAAUCUUACCAAGAUUCUUGCCAGGAUUUCCACAGUAAUUCUCACCAAGAUUCUUGCCAAGAUUCCCAUGGUAAUUCUUGCCAAGAUUUUUACCAAGAUACCCAUAGUAGAUACCCGUAGUAAAUCUUACCAAUAUUGUUGCCAAGAUACCCAUAGCAAAUUUUCUCAAGAUUCUUGCCAAGAUUCCCCUAGUAAUUCUUACCAAGAUUCUUGCCAAUAUAUCCAUAGUAAAUCUUACCAAGAUUCUUGCCAAGAUUCCCGUAGUAAUUCUUACCAAGAUUCUUGCCAAGAUUUCGAUGGUAAUUCUUUCCAAGAUUCUUGCCAAGAUACCCAUAGUAAUUCUUACCAAGAUUCCCAUAGAGAAUCUUACCAAUAUUCUUACAUUUGUACCAAGGCUCCAGUAGAAAUUCUUACUAUUAUUCUUUUUAAUAUUGUUGUAGUAAUUGUUAGUAAGGUUCUUACCAAGAUUCCGUUUGUUUUUUUACUGUGUAAUUUUGGUGGCCUGAGCAUCUGCGGUUUUGAAGUUAUAGAGGCUGGUCUCUAGAGUCCCCCCCCCUCAGGCGCAGGAAACAAAAACAACUGCCCUGUAUGCAUAGGGUUAAAUGCUCUAUCGCGGUUACUGGUCACUUCUCGAAUUAUUGAUAAUCGUUUUUGAGGUUUUGUUAUGGUAUUUGUCUCGUUUUACAGGAGGAAUUGGACGCUGAAGAAGAGGAUAUAAGAAAUAAAGCUGAACAGUGAGUUAUAUGUUUAAUUAUAUAUUAGCGACUCUCUGAAUUUUCUUGUCUUGGUUAAAGCUUUCUGAGCGCAAUUUUCUCUUUACUUCAGAAUCCGCGAAAAGAAAAAGCUUAUUGUCAAAGCUCAUCGUGAGAUGAAACCAAGAAAUAACAAAGCAAAACUUUCACGUUCCGCGUUCCUUAAGGUAAGUUAGAACUUUUACAGCAAGGAGCCCAAAAGUAUGACCUCACAUUCUUUCGUGCAGAUUUAAUCCAAUCAGAAGCCAGCUGGAAACUGUCCUUCACCUCUGAUUGGUUAAUGUCUGCAUGAAAGAAUGUGAGGUCACACUUUUGGGCUCGUUCACAUCGUUUCUGUUUUGUUUCUCAGUGAGGAGUAGUAUGUACCGUAAUUUUUUUGGGACAAAGAAAAAGGUAAGUGUCAAAUCAUAGCAUAAUGGGACUGCCCUAGAAUGAUUCUGUGUUUAUUCACAUCACAACCAGUCUGGUACUAGCGAGCAGUCCGAAGUCUAACGGUCCAGGCGUUACGCUCUUGCGCGGACGACUUAAUGGAUGUGUAUAGAGGCUAGAGUUGCACUCGGCUGCGCCUCGUGCAACACUUACGCCUCUUUCGUGCUCUCCAAACUUCCCGCGUGCUCAAUAUCUCGACAUACGCACGCUGACGCAUGAACUAAUUGUUAAGUGGAGUUAUAGUGCAGGUUAACAAUCGCAAUCUCUCUGGCCAAUCACGAGACCCACUGAGAGAUAAGUGCUUGAUCAGCUUAAACAGGGCGUGCUGGCGGAAAUUCUAGGAGAAUGCUUUAAAUAAAAUAUUAUCCACUCAUUCAUUACCUCACGUAGGAGGUGCUGAGGUCCGGGCGAAAAGCCUCUUUUCUUUUUUCUUUUUUUUCCUUUGCGUUUAGUAUUUUUAGUUACUGUAGUUUUGUUUUGUUUCUUUAUAUACCGUUAGUUUUUUACAUUUAUAUAUUAUCUUCCCUAUUGUCUUAUUUCCCUUUCAUCCUACUUCUUGCCGUUCACCCGAAGUGCACCGCGAGGUCUUGUGAUUCACGUAUUUCUAGUUGUUGAUUUAAAUGUGAUCGGUUAAAACAAGUGAUGCGAACUUUUUCAGGCAAUCACAGAGCAAAGCAAUGUAAAGCCAAGGAUUAAAAAGUUUUUAUCUGGAUCACGUGUGGUUUCGUUGGUUUAAUCUUUUAAUAUUUUUUGCACAUAGGCUCAAGCCGCUCGCAGCCGAAAAAAGAGUGAUUCCGAUUUGGGUGAGGCAAUGGAAGGCAUUGAAGAGGUAGGCAGUAUUUUUAUCAUGCGCACCUAUUACCAUUGUUUAUUUCAUGUAUAACACUGGACGUGUACCGAUCCGUAUUUGCAGGGAGAUGAGACUGUAACAAGAUCUCGUUCCCAUACCCCAGUGAGUCGGAAAAGAAAGAGAGCGGCUAGCAGUGGCGCGCGCAGCUUAUCGCGGCCACCACGUGACCAGUCUGGAAUCGGAUCCCCAGAGGUAAAAAACAAAACAACAGCGGUAGAAUACAUAAGCACUGUGAAAUAACCUUCUUUUUAAUGCAUGCACGCACAUUUUAUAGCGUGAGUCAGCCAGGAUCGAGCCCAGCUUGUAUAGUCUGCAAAGACUUCUUUGUUUCCAUAGAAGUGUGAGCAGCUUUGAGGCUUUUAUUCAAAGACUUUUAAAACACCACCAACGUGCCUAUUUUAUGCAGUUUUAUUGCUCAUUACUCGAUGAAAAGUUUUUCUUAACAGACUCCAAAGUUUAAUCUUAGAACCACUGUAUAAGGAUUUCCUACACACACUCAAAAGUUCAAAUUAGCCUGUACAUCAUAAACAGGUAAACAGUAUCAAAGAAAAGUACCCCAGUGACUUAAAAAUUUACUCAAAGUCAUUAUUGUCCAUGUAAUUGGUUAAAUGGCGAAAGCCGCACCAGAAACAUUAGGACUGUUAUCAUUAUUGAAAGAGGUUAAGCCCUCUCCCGAUCGAGAAGUGAUAAAUCUUCUUACAUUUAAUAAGUUUUAUUAUUCAUUCAAAAUAUUUCCCCGAUUCUGAUUGGCUAAAAGCACACGCAUAAUUCACCAUAACCAGCUACUGAUGACCAAAUUUGGAAGAAUUUUGCGAUUAAUGAACCGAUGACGUCAAAAGUGCAGCUUCCUUGCAGGUUAAUGCACCGUUAACCGAGAGGACCUGGGGACGAGGUUGAGUUGUUUUGGCUGUGAAAACAAAAAUGGCGGACAUUUCACUCGUUUCAAGAGUAAGAACUAGGCGAAAUAAUAGCUAAAAACAUGGCAAGAACAGCAAGAAGACAACUCGAAGGGCGACAUCUGCUAUUUGGAGAAUAUUUGCGGAGCUGAACAACGCUAAACGUGCACUAUCGAAGAUGAACGUAACGUCGAUGGAGGUAAGCAUGUUUUAGCUAUGUUUUUAAACUAGGAGUUAUUUUGAAUGAACAAUUAUUCAAUUCGGCUUUCGUAUCGGAGGGUGUUAUCCGCCUCGGCCUACGGCUUCGACGGAUUACACCCUCCUCGAUCUCCAUAAUUCCUCAUAAGAUACUCAGCCUCAUUAAUAAAUUGUAAAUAUCCGCCUCUACGACAUUCAAGCUAAAACUCGAAUGGCGACGGCUAUCACGUUUUCCCGCCAAAAUGUUUUUCUCGCGCGCACACUGCUUAGUAUUGAGAAAUUCUCGUACUCGUUGUCGGCCUCGUCUCUAGUAACAAAAAUGACUGUCGAGGGAUUCUUUGCACCGCUGACGCUGAACUCGUUUCCAACUGUUGUUGCUUUCAGAAGAAGAAAAAAGCGAAGAAACUUUCGAAGGUUGUUCAAAGAGGCCUCAAUCGUAUGGGUAAAGCAGGUAAGUCUAGGUGAUCUGUUUGAUUGAUUGAAAGAGAACCUCUCUCGAGGUGAACCGUGUAUGACAUAUGAGAGAGGAUAAGAGAAUUUGUGCGCUGAUCUGAUAUGUUUUGUUUUCCAGGAGAAGCAGACAGGAAGAUUUCCACAAAGAUGCCUAAGCAUAUGUUUGCAGGCAAACGAAAAAUGAACAAGGUUUCCAGAAGAUAG
Messenger RNA from Porites lobata, 17256 nucleotides. The record is from the annotation of a GenBank genome assembly. NCBI's taxonomy places the organism in Eukaryota, Metazoa, Cnidaria, Anthozoa, Scleractinia, Poritidae.